Molecule: messenger RNA, 1122 nt
Organism: Labeo rohita (rohu)
Lineage: Eukaryota; Metazoa; Chordata; Actinopteri; Cypriniformes; Cyprinidae
Product: alpha-2,8-sialyltransferase 8F
Exons: 7
Coding region: 50-1078 (342 amino acids)
Biological process (GO): N-glycan processing; oligosaccharide metabolic process
Molecular function (GO): alpha-N-acetylneuraminate alpha-2,8-sialyltransferase activity
Source: RefSeq, a predicted model, not a curated record
UCUGCUGUGGUUCUUCAGGCUGCUGACAGUCCUGAUCGUGUGUUACAAUAUGUGUGUGAUGUUUCAUUACACACCCGACACACACUCAUCCAGACAGGCGAUGACGGACACACUUCAGCGGCUGCACUGUGCCAAACUCAAGCGCAAGUUCUUCGGCACCAUGUCAGCCAAAAGACUAAACAUGAAGAGAUUCACCCUGGAACUCAACGAUUUCUUAAACUGUCCGCACAAAAUGAACACGACAGAGCAGGAGCUGAACAGAAUAAGGCUGCAGUAUUGCUGUAACGCCACAGGAUCGUUAUUCCUUACCAAACAGAACACAGCCGUCAAUCAGACCAUCCCAUAUGAAACAAGCAUUGAAAAGACAUACACAAUGAAUCCAGACAUUUACAGCAUGCUGCCUGAGGAUUUCCCCUGGAGUGGUCAUCGUAUGGGUCAGUGUGCUGUGGUCGGCAGCGGUGGGAUUCUGAAGAACAGCAGCUGUGGACGUGAGAUUGACAGCGCAGACUUUGUUAUACGGUUCAAUUUGGCUUACAUUAAUAAUAGUGACGUUGGACUGAAAACAGAUCUAAUAACCAUCAACCCCAGUCAGAUUCAGAAAGAAUACAAAAACCUGGAGAAGGAUCCGGAUCCGUUGGUGGAGCGGGUCAGUGUGUACGGGAACGCCUCCCUUGCUAUGCCAGCCUUUGCCUACACCACCUGCACUGCGCUGUCAAUCAGUGCUCUCAAAGUCCUCCAUCCAGUCAGACCUCAGCAGCCAUUUAUGUUCUUCAGCCCCAUGUACCUGCGGACACUGGACCGUUUCUGGAAGGAGCGUGGCCUAAAGUCGAUCCGCCUCUCCACUGGGUUUAUGUUAAUCAGCACGGCACUGGAGCUGUGUGACAACGUGCACGUGUACGGAUUCUGGCCGUUUGGCACCGACCUGCAGGACAAUCCUGUCCCGUAUCAUUAUUACAAUGAGUUAGGACCGCACCGCUACUUGCACGCGAUGCCGGAGGAGUUUGUGCGGCUUCUGCAGCUCCACAGCAAGGGGGCGCUGACACUGCACCUGCAGCCCUGCUCCUCGGACAACCUCUAACAUCUGUACGCGCUGUCCGAAUCCACCUCGCAUGACCUUAUAAA